Molecule: messenger RNA, 880 nt
Organism: Rhodofomes roseus
Lineage: Eukaryota; Fungi; Basidiomycota; Agaricomycetes; Polyporales; Fomitopsidaceae
Exons: 2
Coding region: 159-782 (207 amino acids)
Source: RefSeq, a predicted model, not a curated record
UAUCGCUGGCUGACUCCCAGUUGCUAAAGCGGCUCAGCCUGAGGCGUGCGCGUGCCACGGUGAGACACGUCGAGUCACAAUAGUCCUCUUACUGGCCCGAGAAGUUAAGCAUUGAUCACGUUGAGCGCUUCGUGCUUGUACUUUCAGGCACAACGCCGAUGAUAGCAGUGCCGCUAGGCAUCUGCAAGUACUGGUACAACCCCGACUUUCUGAGCACAGUAAUAGGCAAGAUCAGACACACCAGCUGGCAUGCCAGGCAAUGUCAUCGACCAAAUUGCCCUUAUUUUCAUACUCCAGAUUAUAGUCCAGAAUUUAUGCCAUUGCGAUUCAAUACGCCGCACAACGGCCCUCAGGUACGCUACAUCCGACUGAUAUGCUGCAAACUUAGGCGCGUCUUAGCUUCCCUCCCCUCUACCUGUUCGGCGGAGGAGGUACUGGACUCCAGGAUCACGAUGAGAUGCGCGCCCGGACGGUCUGACUCGGCACCAAGCAGUACGUUGGCCCGGCAGACCGCCCGCCCUGGAGACUACGACAACUACGAGAAGCCCAACGGCGCUGCCCAAGUCCAUAUACCUCGAACAAUGCCGACGCCCCGUCACGACGGUAUUUCGCUAGGCGAUGAUACUGCCCGGGUAGCUCGCAGAGUACUAGCUGGCGCGCACGUCGCUUCUGAAGGGCGACGCACGUUACCACCCGAAGUGAUUCCGCCAGCCAAGCUAUCUGGAGGGUCUCGAGCGAGGAUCCGGGUCAACUUGCGGAGCAGGGACACCGUCAGUGCAUGAACAUACGAAGUAUGAAGAUACAAGACUCACAACGACCGAACCCAGACGCCGUACCGCACCCGUAGCGGAGAUGGUGGUGGAGGGGGGAAGAGGGACUG